AUGGAUAUAGAAGAUAAAGUGGCUAACAUAUCGCUUCACGAUGAACACAGAAAUAGUAGUUCCAAUAUGACUCGGAAUUCUUCAGCCGGUUCUGAAUCUGAUGUACAGAGUGAGUCUCGUGAAAAGUUUAUGCAACUGUUGACGAAAGCUCGGCAACUGACAGAAGAUGGCAACAUUGCAGGUGCCGUACGACUGAAUGAAGAAGCUUUGGCUAUACAUUUUAGCGACAAAUUGCAGAGAAGAAUUGCAAAGAUGAAGGCAUUUUUGGCAGACCAAGAGAAAGCUGAUGGAGAUGAGGAUGGCGAUCAUGAGAUGAAGUCUUUAGGCAAUGGGUUUCUGCUGCACACCAAACUUCAUGAGAAACUGUACAGGCAUCAGAAGGAAGGGGUGCUGUGGAUGUGGUCCUUAUUCCUGCUUGGAAAAGGAGGGAUUUUAGCAGACGACAUGGGGUUGGGUAAAACUAUUCAAAUUAUUGGAUUCCUGGCCGGCCUGUUUGACAUGAACAAGAUCAAAUCAGUCAUGAUCGUGGUUCCUCUAAGCGUGUUGCCAAAUUGGCUGAAUGAAUUCAACAAAUGGACACCUGGAAUCAAUGUCAUGCAGUUCCAUGGAAGCUCUAAAAAGGAGAAAGAAAGAGCCCUGGCGAGGGUUCGAACCCGAGGCGGCGUUCUGAUGACCACCUACGGCCUGGUGGUCACAACUAAGGAAACCUUCGCAUUUCAUCUUUGUUGUGUGUGGCAGGAAGUGACCAGUAGAUCUGGCUUGCAGCAGGAAGUGACCAGUAGAUCUGGCUUGCAGCAUGAAGUGACCAGUAGAUCUCGCUUGCAGCAUGAAGUGACCAGUAGAUCUGGCUUGCAGCAGGAAGAGUUGUGGUCCUUGUUUGACUAUGUACACCAGGGCUCUCUACUGGGCACAGUUAGAACAUUCAAGAUGGAGUUUGAGACACCAAUCAUUCGGGCUAGAGAAAGGGACGCCACUGCGGUGGAGAAGAAACUGGGACAGGAAAUGGCACAUACUUUGAAAUCAAUAAUUCAACCUUACUUUCUGCGUCGAACCAAAGCAGAAUUGCUGAUGACCAAGAAAUCUCCACUUGUGGCCUUGACGGUGUUGAAAAAGAUCUGCGAUCAUCCUCGACUGUUGAGCACCAGAGCCUGUCUGCAGCUGGGACUCGACGGAGACAACUUCAGUGAGGAAGACCUUGAGCAGCCAGAAGCUUAUGAAAGUGCAGCCACACAGAUAGACAAAAUCUCUGAUGAUGUGUUGAUGCAGGAGUCUGGCAAGCUACAGGUCCUGGUCAGUCUGGUCGACUCCUUCAAGAUGGGCGGUCACAGGACCCUGAUAUUCUCACAGUCCCGCAAACUUUUAGAUAUCAUACAGAAAGUGAUCACAAACAAGGGUCAUAAAACUGCUCGUCUUGAUGGCACAGUGACACACUUGGCAGAUCGGGAUAAAAUUGUGAAGAAAUUUCAAAGUGAUAGCUCUAUUUCUGUGUUCCUAUUGACUGUUCAGGUUGGAGGUGUGGGUCUGACCAUCACGUCUGCAGAUCGAGUCAUUAUCUAUGACCCCAGCUGGAACCCUGCCACCGAUGCUCAAGCCGUGGACAGAGUGUACAGGAUUGGCCAGGUAAAGAACGUCAUUGUCUACCGACUGAUUACCUGCGGCACAGUCGAGGAGAAGAUCUAUCGGCGGCAGGUGUUCAAGGACAGUAUUACUCGGCAGACUACAGGCAACAACAGCAACCCCUACAGAUAUUUUACUAAAAUGGACCUGAAAGAACUAUUUACCUUGGAUGACCCAAAGUUUUCCAAGACUCAGAAGCAGCUGGAAAAUCUACAUGGCAACCAGAGAGAGACUGAUGCAGAGCUGGAUGAGCACAUUGCAUUUCUACAUUCUAUGGACAUAUUUGGGAUCAGCGACCAUGACCUGAUGUUUAAGCAGAAGUGUGCCAGAGAUGACGAAGACGACGAUGUGGAAAUCAUUCAUGGAGAGGAAGAGGUGCAGAACAACGCUCGUUUCAUUGAGCAUCGGGUCACAAAGGCUCAAAUGCUGAUUGCAGAAGAGUCAUCUGGCCUCAUUCCCUACGAGGAGAGAAGCAAAGGGCGGAUGAAGUACCCACCUACAGCAAAACCAUCCACAGUUACAGGAGGGUUCAAACCCAAACCAAGUUCAUUAUUUACUCAAAUCAAGGACAAGAGCAGGCGAGCACUGCAAACUCUGUCCCCGGCCGAAGUAGAACAGCGCACAACACGCACUCCGGUCGCAAAUGCUAAAACUUUAGUGACAGAAGAACUGCUAAUAUCUCCGGACAUUCAUAGUCCAGUUGUGAGCCUGAAGAAAGUGCCUGGAAGAUCUGCUAAAGCUCACAGUUUCUCUCCCAGCCCUGUGAAGUCAGGUUUGAGUUUUCCAAAGUCAAGUAUCAUCUCAGGAGAUGUAACUCCAAGAGUCAAUGGAUCUCCACAAGGAGGUUCCAAGAAGUCUGGAGGAGCAUCCUGCAACACAGCUGACCUGUUGAAUGUAAGGAAGGCGUUUGCACUGAAAGCCACUUCAACCCCCCAGGAUUUUGACAAGGGUUCAGGCAUCUUUGUGGAGGAAACACCAGAUAGUGAUGUCAGAGCAUCACGUAACCGUAGUAACAGCAGCAGCAUCUCAUCCAGCUCCAGCCAGAACAGCAUGGACAUCACCCAUGCUUCUAGGAAACUGUCCUUUGUCGUGGCAGAUUCCGAUCAAAGUUUCAACAGUAGCAUUGGAAACUCAUCAUUUGCUGCAGGAGAACUGAAACCCAAGACCCACAAAGUAUCGGGUGUAGGCUCUGCCAUGGUAGGAUCACCCAUAAAUCCUGAUCAUCAGUCUUUCCCAGAGUCCGCAGAUUUCCACAGUGGUAAUGUUCGUAGGGACUUUGCAGCAGAAGGAGAUGGAGAGACCAACUCCGCUGAUAAACUCCUCAACAAUCCAGUGCUGGACACAGAACAUAAAAUGUCUACAAAUGAUAUUCUUUUGUCACCAAAGAACAGAUGUCAGAACUUAGAUUGUCACCAGGAGUCUAGAAAUGCUACAACAAAGAGAAGGAGUGUUUGCAUACAGAAGGCAGUUAUUGAUGAAAGUGAUGAUGAUGUUGAUGAUGAUGAUGAUGAUGAUAACAUUAAAGAUGUUUCACUUGCAAAUGAUGAGACUGAGUAUUCCAGUGACAUAGAAGUGAUGAAAGCUGAAAGCGAUGAGAAUGACAAGGAGAAUAUCCCGGUGCAUGUAAUAAAUGUAGGAGGUAGGCGGAGAAUUGUGUCUGACAGCGAGUCGGAGGAAACUUCUUUUGAAGUUGUGGAGAGUGAUGAGGAGGGAAAGCCGGAGCCGAGGUCACAAGGAAGAGAGGACAACAGUAUGGAAGAAGAGGAGGGGGAGGUUGAUGAGGAACAGAAUGAGAGAUUUCAAAACUUGAUCUCUGUGGCAAGAGCCAUGUACAAACAGAAAAACUACCCAGAAUCCCUGCUGUACGUGGAAGAGGCCCUGACAAUCUUCGUAGAGCCAGACUUGGAGCAGAUGGCGGCCAGGAUCAGGAUGAAAAUUCAAGAACAGCAGCAGUAG
Messenger RNA from Candidula unifasciata, 3573 nucleotides. Lineage: Eukaryota; Metazoa; Mollusca; Gastropoda; Stylommatophora; Geomitridae. The record is from the annotation of a GenBank genome assembly.